GUUCAGGCACUUUAAGGGGGCGAAGGAGCAGCUGCCCCACACCUUGGAAAGAUGGGACCAGGGCAUAGAAUGAAGGAAGGGGAAAGUGGUUACUGCCAACCAUUCCAAGGACGGCGUUGCCCCGCUGGGGUGCCCUGCCUGGUGCAAGGUGGUUGGAACCGAGGGCAGGCGGUCUGCAGGGACUACGACGGGCAGUGGGGAAAGUGCCUGAUGGCCGAACUGGAGAUGACGGAGCAGCCAGUCUGUCCGGGCUGUCAGUCUGGUAGGACCUCCCACACCUCCGUGUGACCUCAGCCUGCUGUGCCCACCCACCCCGCUGACCCCGCGAGCAAGCUCGGGCUUGGAAAGGCACGUCUGUGGGUGUGAGACGGAGCCACAGCACUCGGUGACUAGCAGGAAGCCAGGUUGGAGGUACUCCAUGACACACACUCGGAGAAAAUCCCUUCCCAUGUUGAGUUCAGGCCCCACUGGCCGUCAGGAGCCCCUGCAGAUGGAAGGCAGCAAUGUGGAGCAGGGAGUAGAGGGUAUGGAGUCAGGCAUGCCUGAGAGUCCAGGGCACCUCACAGGGCGCCGCAAGAACUACCCGCUGCGUAAACGCCCUUUGGUUCCUGAGAAGCCCAAGGACUGCAAAGUGCUGCUGACUCGCCUGGAGAAUGUGGCCGGUCCACGGAGUGCAGAUGAGGCUGAUGAGUUGCCUCCUGACAUGCCCAAACCUCCCAGCCCAGCGCCAUCCAGUGAGGAUGUUGGCCUCACCCAGCCCCGCAAGCGGCGCCUGGCCUCCCUCAAUGCUGAGGCCCUCAAUAACCUGCUCUUGGAGCGGGAGGACACGAACAGCCUGGCUGGCAGUCGCCGCAGCCGAGGGGGAGACCCCAAUCGCAGUCGGGACCGCAACCGGACCACUGGGGGCUGGUCUUCCUCCAAGAAGCGGCCCAGACUGAGGGACCUCGGAGGAGGAAGUCGGGACCUGUCCCCAGAGCCAGCACCAGAUGAAGGUGCCCGCCGAGAUGGUGACCCAGCUCCCAAGAGACUGGCCAGCCUGAAUGCAGCUGCCUUCCUGAAGUUGAGCCAGGAGCGAGAGCUACCCCAGCGGCCACCUCGUGCCCACCCAGAAACAGAUGGGCGCUCCGCUGAGCCACCAGCACUGAAGGCCCCGAGGCCAAAGUGGGCCAAGGUCAAUGGCAAGAACUAUCCCAAGACCCGGCAGGGGGCCAGUUCUGGGGAAGCUGCAGGCCCACCUGGCUGGCCAGGGUACCCAGAGGAGCCAUGGCUAUCUGCCACCCCUCGUGGGCCAUCCAGCCAACCACCUUACCAGCAGCCCCUGAGCAAAGCUCUGGAGAGCCCCUUGGGGCUGCGCCCCCACCUGCCACUGCUGAUGGGUGGGCAGGCAGCCCUGAAGCCAGAGCCUGGACGCCCAGGAGAGGAGUCACCUGCCCCCAAGCAGGAACUGCAUCAGCCCUCUUUCCCCACACCCCAGCUGUCGCCCCUGCCAAUGCCUGGCAACCCUGCCGACUACAGGAGCCUGUGUGGUCCGCCUGAGCUUACUGCACUAGGCAGCUUCUACCUGUACUGCAGCCAAGAUGGGCUGCAGUGUGGAGGCUACUCCCCUUGCCCCAUGCUCCCUGAGGGCAAGCUGUCCCCAGUGGCUGCACCUACCGAGGGGCUCCUCUUGGCCCCAGGCUCAGUGCCUGUGGGUACUCCUUUCCAGCACCCUCCCUGGGGCUCUCGCUAUUGCUCCAGUGAGGAUGCUGGAGUGAAUGGCUACAGCAUCUGUGAAAUGUUGCCCCCGUCUCUUACCCACAUCGGCACUACCUGUGGCGGCUGUUCCUACAAAAUGCCUUUUGCAGCAGAAAGCUGCAGGUCCCUGGGCCAGCUGGAAUUUCCUCUCCCAGAAGCUGGCCACCCAGCCUCACCUGCCCAUCCCCUCCUGGGAUGCCCUGUGCCCAGCGUGCCACCUGCAGCAGAGCCUGUCCCCCAUCUUCAGACACCCACCUCAGAGCCCCAGACAGUAGCCCGCGCGUGCCCUCAGAGCGCCAAGCCUCCUAGUGGCUCCAAGUCAGGUCUUCGCACAGGCUCCAGCUGUAGGCACACUGUGAGGAGCAAGGCUGCCCACAGGCCCAGUCACCCCAAGCAACCACGUGUCCAGCGCCCACGCCCACGCCGCCGUCGCCGUCGCCGCACUAAUGGCUGGGUGCCUGUGGGGGCUGCCUGUGAGAAGGCCGUCUAUGUCUUGGAUGAACCAGAACCAGCCAUCCGAAAGAGCUACCAGGCGGUGGAGCGGCAUGGAGAGACCAUCCGAGUCCGGGACACUGUCCUCCUCAAGUCAGGCCCACGAAAGACAUCCACACCUUAUGUGGCCAAGAUCUCUGCCCUCUGGGAGAACCCUGAAUCAGGAGAGCUGAUGAUGAGCCUCUUGUGGUAUUACCGACCAGAGCACUUACAGGGAGGCCGCAGUCCCAGCAUGCACGAGCCUUUGCAGAAUGAAGUCUUUGCAUCGAGACAUCAGGACCAGAACAGUGUGGCCUGCAUCGAGGAGAAGUGCUACGUGCUGACCUUUGCCGAGUACUGCAGAUUCUGUGCCAUGGCCAAGCGCCGAGGCGAGGGCCUCCCCAGCCGAAAGACAGCACUGGUGCCCCCCUCCGCGGACUACUCCACCCCGCCACACCGCACAGUGCCCGAAGAUACGGACCCUGAGCUGGUGUUUCUUUGCCGCCAUGUCUAUGACUUCCGCCAUGGCCGCAUCCUCAAGAACCCCCAGUAGCCUCCUCCUGCCCACACUGGGGCUGCCCAUGGGCAAGUGGGGCUCGGGGCAGGGGGCACUGCUUUGAAGCACAGCACUUGGUUAAGGGUCCACAGGAGCUUGAGGUUGCUGGCCUGUGGUUCUCUUGGUGGGAGGGCAGGGGCCUCUUAUGGGUUCUGGGCCCUAGGGGAGGGAAGGGGAGGCCAGGAUAUAAAAAAAACAUCAGAACCCUCAGCUUGGCCCAGGGUACCUCUCUGUGGUUCCUAGGCAGAGACUCCUGAAGAAGGAGUCUUUCAUGAGGCUGGGCCAAGCCUGAGGGGCAUGAGGUCCUGGGGGGAGGAAGGACGUCCUUCAGGAACUAGGCCCAGCAGACCCUUUAGGCUCAUUUCAGCCCUUCAAGGGGGAGUGGAGCCAGCUUUACCUCACCCACUGUGACCCACUGCUUCCCAAUCAGCCUGGGACCAGGCUCUUUCAGAUUCUAGUACGGCUCUGAGCUCAUCCCUUUUGAGGCAUAGAGAGCCAGAGUCUAGCUUCCAGAGCAUUGACUUCCUCUUCCUGGAUUCGGGGCCUUCCCCUGGCUUUCCUCCUUUGCCCCUACAGUAGCCCCUGGUGCUGGGACAGGUUACCCAGCCCUCAGUUAUGGGUGUGGCCCACUUGUGGGAGUCAGCUUCCUGUUCGCCUCCUGAUGAGGGGCCACUCAGCAGGUCUGGCUUUCCAGAAGUUAACUGAUCAACAUGUAGUUUGUCAUGUCUGGGAGGGCAGAAGAGAGCUUGGAGGGGGUGGGGGGCAGGGGCAAGGAAAAUUGCUACCUGAUUUAUUGAAGACUUUUCCUCUUGCCUUACACUUGGAGGUUCUAGGGGACCUCUUGCAGAACUUCACAUAUGACUCUUCAAGCCACACCCACCUGAAAUCAAACCAAAGGAGUGCUGUGGCUCCCCUUGCCCUGCCACCCCUUACCCUAGUCUUUUGUAGAUUGCACUAAUUUACAUCCCAGCGAGAAUCAACACUGUAUCUAUCGGUCCACAGACCUGCUGAGCUGCAGCCACUCACAUUCUAGGAGCUAAGGAACGCAUUUUCAGUUUGUUUCUGUUGCCCAGGGGCCCUGUUCUCACCUCAUGCUGCUCCCCAGAGUAAAAUUAGGAAGCUCAGACCCCUGUUGUCCUUUCUAGGACUAGGCCCUGGCCCUGGGGCUCUUUGCGAGGGGGCUGGAGCAGCCUGAUUCUUUCUGAUUUGUACCAAAGAGGAGCAUGGUGAGGAGAGCAAGAGGAGCCUGAUGUGGCUUGGGUCUGGCGCUGGGAACCUGCUUGUGAGCACUUCCAUAGGGCACACCCUGGGGGUUAGGAGCCAAGGAGGGUAGCACUGAGUUCUUCUCCUCCAGGGAGGGGCAGACACGGACCCAGCAGGUUAAGGAGUUGGCACUGGGUGAGGGCAGUCAGACAGGGUCUGAAGAUGGAGGUGGAAGCGAAUUCCGAGAGCACUCCCAGGAAGCCUGGCCCUGUGCUGUCCCCAAGGAAAUGGGCCGCUCCUGCUUGGUUAUUGGGGUGGGGGAGGCCUAGAGGCUUCAGAGGUAAAUUUACACAGGGGAAGCCCCAACUCCGCAAGAGAAGGGACUUAGUUUCCCUUGUAUGGAAUAAGCUGUUUGGAGGAAGGCAUUGGUCUGGGAGUGUGUGGUACAGUAGAAGAAAUCGCCAGAGUGGCCGUGGGGACUCUGGAGAGUCAGCUGUGGAGCCUGCUCAUUCCCAGGGUGCUGGGCCCUUGCUGCAAAGGAGCUCAGCCUCACCCAGCAGGAGAGAUCAAGGUCCUCCUCCCAGGGUCUGCUGCCCAGAACUUAAAUGCUUUUGAAAUCUCUUAGAUGUUGAAAUAUUUUUUCGAACCUGAAAAUGCAACUGGUAGAAUUUCGAUGGAAGCAUAAUUCAUGUAAAAUAUAUUUUAGUUGAUAUUUUGUAAAAUGCACUUUUUGUGUGUGUCGACCCUGGUUUCUCAGAUCUGUAUUUCAGUGUUUACAAGGGAGGGAGGACCUUUCCUUACCUCCCUUUUGACAGAGAUUAGAAGUACUUCUUUAAGAAAAAAAUAAAUUUGAAAAAUUGUAUUGAUUUAGAAAAGGAUCA
Messenger RNA from Hipposideros armiger (great roundleaf bat), 4845 nucleotides. It is a transcript of the gene BAHD1, whose product is annotated as bromo adjacent homology domain containing 1. The record is from RefSeq and is a predicted model, not a curated record. Gene Ontology annotation, biological process: negative regulation of DNA-templated transcription; heterochromatin formation. Lineage: Eukaryota; Metazoa; Chordata; Mammalia; Chiroptera; Hipposideridae. Gene Ontology annotation, molecular function: chromatin binding; transcription cis-regulatory region binding. Bases 419 to 2758 code for a protein of 779 amino acids. The transcript is spliced from 8 exons. Gene Ontology annotation, cellular component: chromatin silencing complex.